GUAGUUUUAUUGUGUUCUCUUGUUUACUCAAUGGCUACUACAAAAAAAUUGGAAAGUUUGGAGGGCAUAAUUCACAAACCUAUUCGAAUUUGAGAGAGUUUUGAGCAAGGUAUUUAAAACCAGCAUCUAAUAGAUACUGAGACUGUACACUCAUGAAGAGAGAGAAAAGAAAUGCAGUAAAUAAACAAGAAAGAGACCGGUAACUGGUGGACUUGGAUAUGACCCUUUUUAUUAUUCGAAUAGACCAUAUAGAGAGAGAGUAUGCUAUGAGAAAUAGAGGCUGAUAGGUGCUCAGAGGGCUUUCUUGGGUGACUGGAAACAAAGACAUGCUAAUUAUUGGCUUGUGAGGAAGCUAUACAGGAACACGGUUCUCGCUUCUCCGGUCCUUUCUGUAUACACCACUAAUUGCACUGUGAAGUGCUCAGUGUCUCUUAUAGGAUGCGCAUAAGUCACACGCACGCCCAUUCUGACACACACACACACACAUAUAUAUAUAUAUAUAAACAUAAUAUACAGGAUAAAUAUGAUGUGAGCCAUUUAUUUGCGUUGCAAAUCAACGAUAAUGAGUCGUUUGAUAGUAAAGGGCAACAAUCGAGUCGUUUUGCUGCUUUCAGCGUGGAGUCAAUAGCGUAAAGACGAUGUGUCAACAGUGGCCCCUAGCGGUUAAUGAGAGUAAUACACAGAGACAACAGAAGAUCGGCUUGCAUUGACCAUUUUAACAUUGUAAGGAGAGCGACGUUAAUCAUUUGUAAGUUUUUAAUGAGUUUUUUUUUUACUUUAAAAUUAUUUAAAAAUAUUUGAACUAUCUACUCAAAUUUGGACAUAUCUGUGCAAUCUUCAAUAUGUUAAAAAUCCUACGUAAAUUCAGAACAUAUGCAUGAAUUUCCUGUAGCCUACUUACAUUAGGUUAUAGCAGUUUUUCUUUCAAUGCAGACAAUUUAGAUUGAAGCCGUUAAAGGGUAAGAUUCAUUUACAUAUAGCCAAAGACUAUAAAGGGACUUUAGCCUAAUAAUAAUAAUAAUAAUAAUAAUAAUAAUAAUAAUACAUUCUUUAUUCAUCUCCUUCUAAUUAUUUAUGUUGUCAAGGUUUUAGAGACAGAAAUGCAUACUAUUAAUUCUCCUUUAAUCAUCAGCUAUCACAAUGAAUGACAGUAGCUUAAUAAACAUAAUAAAACAUGCCUUAAUGACAAUAUAAAAGAUUUCACAAUGGAUAGAAUUCAGUAACAAAAACAACUUAAGUCAAUAGCAAGUAAUCUAUAAUAGAAAACAUGUAUUGUGUGUGUGUGUGUGUGUGUGUGUGUGUGUCUAUCUUUCUGAUUUUUUUGAAAGCAGGUUCAUUACGGGAUUAAAAAUAAAUAUUUUUUUUUCUCACAUAAAAAUGGCAUAAUUAUAGGAUUACAACUCAUUUAUAGCAACAAAUGUCAAUGAGAAGGAGAAAGGGGGCUAUGCAUGCUGACUGUCCAUGCAUGCGUGUUGUUUAGCACCUGCCACAAACACACUCCUGCGCUCCUGUUUUAGCCUGUGUGGCCAUUGUCCUGACAUAAAGGAGUAUGAAGUGCUUCAGGUGCCAAAAACAGGUGUUUAAAGAGAGAGAGAGAGACUAAGAGAGAGAGAGGGAGAGAGAAGGUUCUGCUUUAGCCAAAUUCAGACUCAUUACACCGGACAGGGUCUGCAGGUAAGCCACAUACAUACUCUUACUUCUCUAUUAUCUACUGAUCUGUUAGUUUAAUCGAAUUUGGUGUUCAUUAGUAGUGUAGACUAUUAUCUGCUAUAUUUUAUUUUUAUUUUUUUACAUGACUAUAGGGGUUAUAGAGGAUGUUGUGUAUUAAAGAGCCUGUCACAGGAGAGAUGGUUUAUAACAGCACAGCACAGCACAUUAUAUAGUACUCAUCGAUCAAACAAAAUAGCAUUUUACACAAAUAGACAACAAAAAAGGAUGGAUAAGCAACACAGAGGCUCUCAGACUCUCAUAGAUUACACAAAAUUGUCUGCAACAAUAUAAUAUCUAGUGAACAUCUAUUCGUUUUAAACUGGACAGUUUAAUCAUAUCAGAGAUGAGUUAUAUGUUUGCAUCUUCAAGUCCUCUAUAAAUCUCUGCUUGUUUAUGCAUCUUGUCUAUUUGGGCAUUAUAUUGAUUUUUGCCAUCUAAAAGCCUAACUAAAAGCCUCUUGAUGUCACUGAAGCGUCUCAGAUCCAAGUAUUGUGCUCUCUGCAGGCUGAUCAGAUUUCUGGGGCAGUAUAGUGGAGGUUCUAAACCCCCUGAAGAUGUAUGGCCUGUAUUUGGAAGCGGUAAAUGACUACAUUAAUGAAUCAUAUGGAGAGGACGUAUGGAGGCUAAUCGAGGCCAGAGCGGAGAUCCCGCACCUCAAAUUUGUUCGACACCAGAUGUACAAUGAUAAUCUGAUUUUAAGAUUGGCAAAGGCAGCUGGAGAGGUUUUGGGGAAAACUCAUGAUGAGCUGAUGUAUGCUUUCGGGGUCUACAUGGUCAAGCGGAUAGGAAACUAUGGCUAUGAGAGGAUCUUAAAGGUACUGGGGCGCAAUGUACGAGAUUUCAUCAAUGAGCUAGAUAACCUGCAUGAGUACUUCCGUUUCUCCUUCCCAAAAGUCCAGCCGCCCAGUUUCUGUGUAGAGGAAGAAUGUGAGACGAGUCUUACCCUGCACUACCGUUCAACCAGGAAAGGAUUCACACAGUUCGUCAAAGGGCAGCUCUCUCAGGUGGGCCGACAGUUUUACAACACAGACAUUGAGGUGGAGAUUCUGUCUAAAGAGGAAACAGAGAAAAUGACAUAUGUGGUGUACAAGAUGAAUUUUGACAAUGCUGCAUUUAAGCACCGUAUGCCCCAGCAGAAAACAGCUCCAGGCUAUGAGAAACUGCCCAUGAAGCGAGGAAUCUUUUUUGACAUGUUCCCCUUCAGCGUGAUAUUCCGUAGGGACAUGACCAUGUAUCGGAUCGGAGACGGUUUGAAAGAGGUGUUUUCUGAUCUGCAGGGCAAAAAGGUCAAUGAGGAGUUUACCCUGGUGCGACCCAUGCUGGAAUUCAGCUGGGAUAAUAUCUACACCCACCUCAACAAUGUGUUUGAACUGCUGUCUAAGGCUGUGGUAGAGAGCAAACAGAAGGUCAACAUCCCUAAACUCAGCAAAGAAGAACCAGAAGAGAAAGAGGAGAGUGAAAAACCCAAGAAGGAAGAGAGAGAUAUUAAAGUGAUGGAGGAAAUGAAGGGGACAGAUCAGGAAUACAGCAGUGCUCUAACUCAGUACAACAGCUCGGCUAAUUCUGGGGGAGAGGACAUCGAGCUGCUGGCUUUUCAGACUGUUACCGGCAAGUGCAGUGAAACCAUAUUUGAAGACAUGCGGGAGCCCCCUAAAAAGCCUCUCCACCUCAAGGGCCAGAUGAAGUAUGUCCCUCAAUGGGACUCCCUCAUCUUUCUAGGAACUCCCAUUAUUGAGACAGUGGAGGACAUGAUAAAAAUGGGUGUUUACGUCAAUGAUUUAAACCUGCACGACUCCAGCAGAGAGCUCAUCCUGGCAGGAACACAGCAAUCAGCCGAGCUGCAACUGGCACUUGACCAGGAGCAGCAGAAGUAUGCACAGCUGCAGGAGAUCAUUAAAAAGCUGGAUGAGGAGAAGAAGAGAGGAGACUCCCUGCUGUACGCCAUGAUCCCCAAAGCAGUGGCAGACCGACUGCGCAAGGGAAUCACAGCACUGGAGACAUGUCAGGUGUUCCCGGACGUGACCAUCCUGUUCAGCGAUGUGGUGAAGUUUAAUGAGAUCUGUAUCCACAUCACCCCCAUGCAGGUGGUGGACAUGCUAAAUGAGAUCUACAUCGUUUUUGACACACUCAGCGAAAAGCACAAUGUUUACAAGGUGGAGACCAUUAGGGAUGCCUACAUGGUUGUUGCAGGUGUGCCCAAUAAGACCACAUUCCAUGCCCACCACAUCUGUGACAUGGCUCUAGACAUGUUGAGCUCCAUCGAUCACCUAAAAGACCCCUCCACUGGGGACAACAUCCAGAUCCGUGUCGGUAUUCACUCUGGAAUGGUGGUCGCAGGUGUGGUGGGUCUGAAGAUGCCCAGGUAUUGCCUGUUUGGAGACACAGUAAACACGGCUUCUCGGAUGGAGUCUAAUGGUGUGGGCAUGCAAAUCCACAUCAGUCAGACCACCAAAGACCAUCUGGAGCAUGAACCAUACAUCAUCGAGGAACGAGGAAAGAUUUUUGUUAAGGGUAAAGGUUAUAUGAAGACAUACUGGCUAAAAGGAAAGAAAGAUCUCUCAUUUAAGACUCCAGCAGAGCUCAGAUACAGCAAUGAGCAGAAAGACUCGGAAGACAGAAGCUCAAAUGGUUCCACUUGCACCAACAGCAAACAUUCCCCAUCAAACAUGAACACCCCCAAUGAGGAGCAGGCUGAGAGCAAACCCACUCCCACUGACCUUCCCACUGACCUGCCCCCUGACACCCUACCAGCACUAGAGGGAGCUCCAGACCCAAACACAUUCACCAAUGAGUCCCAGGACAAAGAAAAGGUUAAAAAGACAAAGAAUAACAAAGGAGGGACGGCAGAGAACGCUUCUGCUAAUGCGCAGGAAAGCACUCCCCCUGCUGGCAGCGAGGAGAAUGCAGCUCCAGAGCUAAACAACAAAAAGCACAGUUUCAGAAACCAGUACUCACGAUUACCAGCUAACCUCCCCAUGCGAAGCACAGCCUGCAAUCUGCUGUGAAUAGCCAGGAAAGAUUGAUGAUAAAAUAGUAUUUAUUAUAUAACAGAGAGAUCAUAUCAGUUCUACAAUGGUCAGAAAACUGCAUUUGUGGCAGCAAAUUCUGGGAUUAAAUUAAAUGUGAAUGAAUGAACACAAGCACAAAUCAUGUUUUGAUGCAGACUUCAUUUAGUUGUGCCAUAAAACACAGGUAAUUAAAUUAUAUGAAUCACAAUAAAAGUGGACGUCCGAAGCCUGGGUAUCACAAAGUAAGUGCAGUUCGGCUGCUAUAGUACUUCCUCUUUAAAGAGUUUUAAUAAUUGUAUUAGAAUGUUUUAUUAAUAUCAGCACAUGUGAUAUGUUAAAAUCUAUCUGUAUUGAGUAUAUUAGCAUGUACAGUUACAGCAUUUAUGUUAAACUUUAGAGAGGUUCACUGUGAUACAUGUGCUGAAUACCUGUAUUCAUUAAGUUACUGACAAAAAAAGAGUUUGUUGUACAUCUUAUAUGUUAAAUGUGAUUGUUUACAGCUUACGUUUGGUUUUAUUGUUUGAGGAGCUCUGUAAUAUUGCUGUGAAACACAUACUUUGCUCAAGUAAUAGCAAACACAUCAGAUAAAACCAAGUGACCUAAAUAAAACAUGUGAACAUGCACUCACCCGAAGACAUACACCUACAUUUAGACAGGCCUACACACACACACACACACACGUAAACACACUGAGAGACAAGAUAAACCAGGAAACAAACAUUAGCAUGACAUACUGACUACUUGAACUAUUUCUGUCUCUUAAGCCACAAAUAAAAUCCAAUAAUAUCACUUCAAACUCUGCUUAGAGACAAAAAAGGAAGAACACAAAUGAUAUAAGCAAAUGUAACAGAAAUCUGGAAAUGUAAGAGGGGCUCUUUUUUUUUUUACCAGAUUAAGACAGUCAUGACAUUUACAUUAUCACAAAUAUCACAAAAUACAUUAAACUCAUUACACUGUAGCUAACUGGAUAUUCAUUGUUUUAUCUCUGAAACACAUUACAGACUUGCACUCACACAACAUGUCAGAUAUCAUUCAGUGAUAAAGAGGAAGCCAUCAGGAAACCACUUAAGCGACACUUCCUGUCUGUUGUCUUGGAGACGAGCUUAAUUCUUACUUUGCCUGAAUGCUCUUAGCUUUGCAGAAAAACACAAAUGUCAUGUUUUCAAUUUCAAACUCAUACAAAUGGAGAAGAAAACUAUUGUAACUUAAGGUUUCA
Messenger RNA from Onychostoma macrolepis, 5934 nucleotides. Its product is annotated as soluble guanylate cyclase 88E-like. The record is from RefSeq and is a predicted model, not a curated record. Gene Ontology annotation, molecular function: heme binding; oxygen sensor activity; guanylate cyclase activity. Gene Ontology annotation, biological process: response to oxygen levels; cGMP biosynthetic process; nitric oxide-cGMP-mediated signaling. The transcript has 16 exons. The coding region runs from base 2265 to 4715 and encodes 816 amino acids. Lineage: Eukaryota; Metazoa; Chordata; Actinopteri; Cypriniformes; Cyprinidae. Gene Ontology annotation, cellular component: guanylate cyclase complex, soluble.